AUGGUGAGCCGCAAGUCUUCCCAGACCGUCACUGUGACCACACCCCGCCGCGGUACUUUCUUGGAGUCUGCUAACCCUGGAUCUUCUAGCACUGAGUCUAAGAAAGCAACAAUGACCUAUGUAGAGCGUCUCAAUCUCUAUAUGAGCCACCCAUGGGGUCUAGUCGACUAUCAUAUCUAUCUCACUCACAUUGAGAGUGGCCGAGAUGCGAUCAACCGCUUGGAGGAGUGCCAUCUCCUUGAGACCGAUGCAUUCACACGAGUACGUCUCACUGAACAGCUAACUUCCGAGAAAAUACCCACAGGCACAACCCCAACAGUAGUAAUUGUGAGUCUUCCCGUUCCCAAGGUUGAAAACAAGUUCGACAACACCAAGCUGGUGCUGGGCUUUGAUUUGGCAACUUUUAAUCUUCAGGGCUAUCUCAUUGAGUCUGAGACUCCCAUCGAUGGAUACCAGGAUCUUCAUAAGGCAUGGAAUAAGGGCCGGUUGAUUAUCGAUGUGCAUGCCCACAAGUUCUUGGAUAUGGUAGACCACACCAUGAAAAAUGAUAUUGAGAUCCUUGAUUUAGGUAUGUUCCGCCACUAUGGUGAGACUAAGCUUGAGUUCCAUGCUGGUUUUGACAUGGUGAUUGCUAUUCAAUUCUUGCAGUUUCUGGGUGACCAUGCUGACCUUCUUUUUGGGGAUGGUAUAUGGUUUGCUGAGACAUAUACUCCUUUCCAGGACGAUAUGCGUGAGAUGAUUGCUGCUAGCUCGCGUGACUCCUGGUUUGCUGCUCACGGCGGAAAGACUGUUGAGCAGUACCACCAGAAGGAGAUGAAGAAAGUUGUUGUUUCUAAUUUGUUCUAUAGUCAGACUGUCGACAUUUUGGAUCGAUCUGUUGCCGAUAAACAGAGGGUUGUUCCGGCUGAGACUUCUAGGUUGGAUGCUCGUGCUAGGCUUAUCGAAAUGGGAGCCUGGCUUUCUUGA
Messenger RNA from Penicillium nucicola, 966 nucleotides. RefSeq lists its product as uncharacterized. Lineage: Eukaryota; Fungi; Ascomycota; Eurotiomycetes; Eurotiales; Aspergillaceae. Bases 1 to 966 code for a protein of 321 amino acids. The record is from RefSeq and is a predicted model, not a curated record. The transcript has a single exon.